Messenger RNA from Jatropha curcas, 1599 nucleotides. RefSeq names its product purple acid phosphatase 25. Lineage: Eukaryota; Viridiplantae; Streptophyta; Magnoliopsida; Malpighiales; Euphorbiaceae. The record is from RefSeq and is a predicted model, not a curated record. Gene Ontology annotation, molecular function: acid phosphatase activity; metal ion binding.
CUUUUACGUUAUUAGGUCAAACACUAAGCUGCUGCUUCUUCUUCUUCUACAAUGACUGCAAUAGCUUUAUUAAUACUGUCAUUGCUAAAUAUUGCUAGCUCAUGCCAUGGAGGCAUCACUAGUCAUUUCGUUAGAAAAACUCAAGCUUCCAUUGACAUGCCACGUGAAGCUUUUCCUCCUCCAUCUGGCCAUAAUGCUCCUGAGCAGGUUCAUAUAACCCAAGGAGAUCAUAUAGGAAGAAGUGUAAUCAUUUCAUGGGUAACACCAGUGGAUAAAUAUCCAAACACAGUGACCUAUUGGCCUGCAGGGAAAAAGCAUAGCCACAGCCACAGCCACAGGCACAGGCACAAGGCAUCUGCAGAAACUACAUAUUACAGAUACUAUAAUUACAAUUCUGGCUACAUUCAUCAUGCCACCAUUAAGAGAUUACAGUACAACACUAAGUACUUCUAUGAGAUUGGUAGUGACGAAUCAACUCGCAGAUUUUCUUUUACUACUCCUCCUGAAGUAGGACCUGAUGUCCCAUUUACAUUUGGUAUUAUGGGUGACUUGGGGCAAACAUAUGAUUCUAAUAUAACGUUAGAACAUUAUGUGUCUAAUCCAAAAGCACAAGCUAUGUUAUUUGUUGGUGAUAUUUCUUAUGCAGAUAAUCAUCCUUUUCAUGACAAUGUCAAGUGGGACACGUGGGGCCGGUUCGCUGAAAAGAGCACUGCAUAUCAGCCUUGGAUUUGGACUGCUGGGAAUCAUGAACUUGAUUUUGCUCCUGAAAUUGAUGAAACCACUCCUUUUAAGCCAUUUAUGCAUAGGUUUCCUACACCCUACAAGGCAUCAAAUAGCAUAUCUCCCCUUUGGUAUUCCAUCAAGCGUGCUUCUGCUUACAUUAUUGUCCUCUCUUCUUACUCAGCUUAUGGAAAAUAUACUCCACAAUAUGUUUGGCUAGAGAAAGAACUCAAGAAAGUUGACAGAAAAGAGACUCCAUGGCUGAUUGUGCUGGUUCAUUCUCCAUGGUAUAAUAGCAUUAACUACCAUUACAUGGAAGGUGAGACCAUGAGAGUCAUGUUCGAGCCAUGGUUCGUCCAAAACAAAGUCGACCUUGUCUUCGCUGGUCAUGUUCAUUGUUAUGAGCGCAGUCAUAGAGUAUCAAAUAUAAGGUACAAUAUAACAAAUGGACUAAGCACACCCAUCAAAGACCCUUCAGCACCAAUAUACAUAACUAUUGGAGAUGGUGGAAACAUAGAAGGACUUGCUGAUAGUUUUACUGAACCGCAGCCUAGUUACUCUGCUUUUCGAGAGGCAAGCUUUGGACAUGCCAUUCUUGAAAUCAAGAAUAGAACUCAUGCUUAUUAUUCUUGGCAUCGUAAUCAAGAUAACGAGCCAGUUGCAGCUGAUUCACUUUGGAUUUAUAACCGGUUUUGGUAUCCUAAAGAAGAGCAAGCAUAGUUCUUCUAAUUAAUACUUGGUUUAAGAGUUCAUGUUUUUGUUAGCUCAGCAGUUAGCAGGACUAGUCAGUCGUGUUUUAGGCUCUAAAUUGCUAGUUCUAUUUUGGUUCUUGUUUCUCUUUCAUCAAUGGAAUCUACAUUUCUUCUUUCUUUUAUUUAA